Messenger RNA from Protopolystoma xenopodis, 321 nucleotides. The record is from the annotation of a GenBank genome assembly. NCBI's taxonomy places the organism in Eukaryota, Metazoa, Platyhelminthes, Monogenea, Polystomatidea, Polystomatidae.
AUGCGAUUCAAGGCUGCAAUCACAUGUGAAAUUGUGCUAAAUUCACCCAUCGGUCCCUACAUCGCCAAAUUAAGAUCUUGUCUAGGCUCUCAAAACCCGCUCACAACGACUAUGACCUCUGUCAGUUUGGAAAUGAACAUUUAUGGUCCAGUCAGGGUCGUACCAAACGGCAGACAGGCCUGGAUGAUCGGGCUUGGCUCUAAUCUCCCCAACCUGUUGCCAGCGCCGAGACGCCUCCUCUUGAGUCGGUGUGAACCCUCGAACUCGGUCGUCGAGUCGUGGGGUACAGGCGACCUUUGUCCAACAGGAUGUCGGGCAUAA